Messenger RNA from Apis cerana (Asiatic honeybee), 5852 nucleotides. RefSeq names its product Ras association family member (gene Rassf). The record is from RefSeq and is a predicted model, not a curated record. Lineage: Eukaryota; Metazoa; Arthropoda; Insecta; Hymenoptera; Apidae. Gene Ontology annotation, biological process: signal transduction.
UUUUCGAACUCAGAGAGAAACUAUUCAUUAUUCAGAGAGGGUUGCCUUACUAGUAACAUCUUUAAUUAACCCGCAUGUCAUUUUCAAUGCGCCUAUUCAUAUAAUAUAAACAAAAUGGUUUAGAAUUUUGUAAAAAUUAAUUUUUAUUAUUUUAUGGAGAUUAUAAGAAUCUGCCGUCAUGUGGAAGUGCCAUAAAUGCGGAAAACCAGUGUAUUUCGCUGAACGCAAACAAUCAUUGGGAUAUGACUGGCAUCCAGAAUGUUUAAGAUGUGAAGAAUGUGGAAAACGUUUAAAUCCAGGCCAACAUGCAGAGCAUAAAGGUGUACCAUAUUGUCAUGUACCAUGUUAUGGUGCUUUAUUUGGACCACAAUUAUUUGGCCAUGGAACAAGAGUUGAAUCACAUACAAGUUUUGGAAAAAAAGAAAUUCGACCAUCAUUGCCCAGAUCACAUUUAGAGUCAAAAUUAAAGGUUUUCAAUCAAUAUUAUGAAGGCAAAAGUGGUGGUAUAAGAAGUCGUGAGGUUAAUGGAAGAUUGAUAUUGGAAGGUGCACUUCGUAUUUAUUGGGGUGUCAGAGGAGUGAUUCAUUUAAAAGAAGAUGAUGAUCAACGUACAGUAGUUACAGCUCGGAAUAGAAAUUCAUGCAGACGUAGUGUUUCCGAUAGUAUAGAAGAUGAGGAAAAAGAAGAAGAUUCUGUUAAAGAAACUUGUGAACAAGAUACAGAUACUGAAACAAAAUCUAUUCCAACUUCUCCUGAUCAUCUUAAGAGCCUCACUUUACCAAUGAAAUUAGAUGUUAAAAAUAUGGAAUGGGAUGAAUUGGAUGAACUGCUUCAGGUUGAACGUAAAGUUGAAGAUGGAAAGAAGUUAUACCAAACAAUGCCCGAAAAUUUGCCAUCAAUUAGUUCGCAAACUUCUGACACACAGCCUCUUUCUUCUCAAUCCAGUCUUGAUAGGUCUGAUUCUCGAGAAAAUUCAGAAAUAGACAGUCCAAAUCAUCAAACUAAUCGUGGUAAUGAUAGUAGCGUAACUAGUACACCCACGCACAGUAUAGGUAGUUCUUCCAGUACUGAUACACCUAUUUACCAUGGUACACCAAAUCGAAAUGGAACGCUUCGAAGGGUAGAAUAUUUCGAUAAUUUGGAGAAAAAUAUAUCUAAUAACAGAUCUAUUAGUACCGAUGAUAGUUGGAUAGAAAAAGGCUUAAAUCGAUCAAUGUCUGGUCCUGAUUGUCUCCAAAGACAUCGAACUGAUAGCGAUACAGAUUCUGUGAAUUCUUUACAAUUUAGAGAGGAUGAUAAUAUGACAAUGUCUACUGACAGUGGAUUAGAGCUGGAUGGCGUAGUUUUACGUCGAAAACAAGGAUCCACUGCAAUUAGACGUCGUCCAGGUGGUAGACGCCAAUCACGUAGUCGAUUACGCCGACGUUGUUCGAUUAAUGGACAUUUUUAUAAUCGUGAAACUAGUUUUUUCACACCACCACAUGGAUCUCAAAUGUCUGUUUGGAUUACAAGUUUGGUAAAUACUCAAGAAGUUAUUAAUCUCAUGUUGGAUAAAUAUAAAGUUGAUGCGAAGCCAGAUAAUUUCGCGUUGUUUGUAGUCCGUGAUAAUGGUGAACAAAGAAGAUUAAGAGAUGACGAAUAUCCAUUGGAGGUUCGCGUAGUAUUAGGUCCACAUGAAAAUGUCGCGCGACUUUUUUUAGUGGAUAAAUUGUCAACUCCAGAAAUUAGUUCUGAUGUUGCACAAUUCCUUAAUCUUUCUUUAGCAGAAUGUCAUGGUAUUUUACAGCGUUAUCAUUAUGAAGAGGAGCGUCAGAUUCUUUUAUUGAAAGAAAAAUAUAAGGAGAUGCGAAGAAGAAUACGGCAAAGAAUGGAAGAAUUGAAGGUUCGAUUAUAAUUAGUAUGUACUCAUAAUGAACAUUCAAAUAUCUACAUUAUUAUUUUUCUAUUAAUUUGCACUCGAAAAUCUUUCCUUUUUUUUAAUAUAAAUUAUUUGUUAGAAAAUGUGUUAUCGUAACCGUUUUAAAGAUAUAUAUUGUAAUCACAGUAUAUAAUCUUUAACUUAUUGUUUAUUUUAACAUUCAAACGUAGAGUCAUUCCAUGUGCAAUUAUGAUUGCAAAUUUUUGUAUAAUUUGUUUGAAUGAUUCAUUAUUGGAAAAAUGAUUUACGUUUGAAUGUAUUGAAUGGUAACAUUUUCUAGCUUAAAGUCUUAUCACAUUACGUUACGUUAUUCAAUUGUAUUCAUUAUUUUUGCAUCUUUGUUGCAUUUAUUUAUAGUCGUUAACGUGCAGCUAUUAUCAAAACAUUCAGUGCAAUUUAAUUAGAAAAUCAUGUGUAUCUAAAUGAUAUAUAUAUUAUAUUCUUUAAGUCGACUGUGCAUCGAGCGAUAGUCAUACAGUCACAAAUCAUUCUUUAACGCAAUAUCUUCUAAAUUGCUAUUCGCUAAUUGUUGUAUUAUGUAUAGCAUUUUUUUUUUGAAUUUCUAACAUUGAAAAUGAAAUUAUUGUAAUUUAAAAUCGAUUAAGUAUCCAUGUAGUACACAAGGAUCGAUAUUAAGUCAAUUUUCCAAUGACUUUUAAUCGAUACAGCGAGAAAUAUUUUAUAGAAAAAAACUGUUUGCAGAUUAGAUGUAUGAUUGUUAAAAUCUAAUGCAAGGCUGUCCAACUUUUUACCUCGUGAAGUUUUUCUAAAUUUUUUUUUUCACAUAGGUGCCAAAAAAGAGAAAAAAGGAAAAAAAAAUUGAAAAAGAAGAAAAAAUAUUAUAUAUUAAACAAUAAAUGGAAAUAGAAUUUUAAAGAAGGAAUUGUUGAAUUUAAAUGAAAAUAUUAAAAAAAACAGAAUGUUUUAAAUAUGUAUAUGUAUAUAUAUAUAUAUAUAUCGUCCAGAUGAAAAUGACUAUAAACAAUUGUACCUUGAACAAUGUUAGUUGGACAGCUCCAUAGAUGAUGAGAUUGUUAUUAACCAAUAGUAACUUUCUACAUGUGUCACUGCCGCUGGAUCAUUGAAUGAACAUUUUAUCUGUAGAAUAUAAUAAGAAAUAUCGAAAAGGAAAUUGCUUUUAAAGAUAACUUGAUUUUUAAAGAUAUUUUAAUUGAUCAAAUGGUGAAUAGCUCUUUUUGAAUGGAAUUUCAGGGAACCAAUUUUAAUAAUAGUUUUGCAACAUUAUUGUCGAUGAUGAUUAAUCGUAACUGAAAUUUAAGAAUUGAUAAGUAUUGAAAAAUUCUUUUUAUAUAUAAGAGAUAGUAUAUUAUAAAUAUACUAUUCAAAUUUCAAUUUAGAAAUUAAAAUUAUAGUUAUAUUUAUCCUUAUUGGGAUUAAUAGAAUUACAAUUAUAGAUAUAUUUAUCCUUAUUGGGAUAGUUUAAAUUUUUAAAAAUAAUUGAAUUUUUCCAAUUAAAAAAAUUAAAAUUAGAAAAUAGAAAAAAUAGUUUCAUGUGUUAAUGAUUUUAAUAUUUUUUUAUGAUGAAAAUAUUUUUUUAUAUUAAAAGAACAUUUAUUUCGUUAGAAUCAUAAUAUUAAGUUGGCAUUUUUUUUAACGAAAGAACCACAGUGACCAUAUUUUUGGAAGAAUUUUUAGAGAUUCCUUUUUAUGAAUUGCUUCAAAAUAAGUGUUUUAUGAAAAAAUAUAUAAAAACAAGAGAUUUUGUUCAAUAAUCACCUCAUACAACACUCAUUUUGAAGUAUCUUAUAUAUUACAGAAUUUUUAUUAGCAGUUAUUACAUAUUUAAAAAAUUUCUAAUUUUCAUAUAUAUGGUGGAGAUAUUUGCGUACAGUUACGAUUGUACAAUCAUAUGCUUAAUGUUGCACAGCGUAACUGAUUUCCAGUGAAAAUAAAAAAAAAAAAAGACGUGUACAGUGAUAUACAACGGUAGAGAUAAAAUUUCCAUCGUUGUUUAUGACAAUAUCCACCGAGCAUAUAAUCAUAAUUUUAAGCUAGUCACACUAUUAAAUAAUCACAUAUACGUAUAGACGAUAUAUCUAUAACAAAUGUUUGCAAAUCAAAAAUUUUAGAUAGAUAAAUAUGAUAUUUUUCUAAAUUAUUUAAAUUAUCUAAUUUUUUAAUAAUUACUUAAUUUUUAAAAAUUAGAUUGUAUCAUUAUUUGGAAUUAGUGGAAAUUAGAAUGGAUCGUAUUUUAUUAGGAAAAAAAAUUAUUAAAUAAACUAUAAACUAUAAUUUAUUAAUUAUAAGUAUUUAACAUUUUGACGUUUCUGUUUCAUAUAUCGAGAUAAUUUAUUAUAGCAAUUCUUUUUAAAUUUUUUUAUUUUUAACAAUAAAUGUAUUUUCUUUUAAUUUUAUAUUUUUGAGAAUUCCUUUUAAUGAAUUUAACUAUUCGUUUUAACGAAUUAUUCAAAACAAUAUUAAAGUUAAUUACUUCAUGAGUUUUUUUUAUCUUAAUAGAUUAUUUAUUGCAAACAAACAGUUAAUUCAGCCUAAUAACAAAAAAAAAAAAUUAAAUAUAAUCAUAUUAUACAAUUUAUCUCGUUUUUCAUUUGUUUACUGAACAAACAUAAGAUGAAUCAAUAAUCACUGCCACCUUCUUAUUUUUAAAAUUAUAUAAAUCAGCAAAAUAUUAUUCUACAAAUAUGAAGUAAAGAUUAUAAAGUUAUACGUGAAAUGUCUGAUCAUGAAAAUACUGAAACUACUUGUUCUCUAAUCAGACAAUCACAAAAUAGAUAUUCAUACGUAUUUAAAAAAUAUUUUUUUUAAUAUUCUUGCAAAGAUAAAAAUAUAUAAUUUUAUAUAAAAAAAAAAUAAACAAAUAAAAAGAAAAACAAAAAUAAAAAAGAAAAUGGAAUUGAUACUCAUAUCAUAAUAUUAAUUCUUUUAUAAAAAUAUUAUGCAAUUUUUAUUAAGUAUUUUUUUAUCUUACACGUACUUUCAGUAAUUAUUAUUAAUCAAUUGUAAAUAUAUAAUGAAAAAAAAUAAUAUAAAUUAAAAUAUUUUUAUCUUAAUAAUAAUAGAUAGAUUUUUUUAAAAAGAUUUAAUUUUUAUAAUUUCUGUCUAAAAUAUGUUGUUUUGCAAACAUUCGAGUAUGAUACCAUAAUAUCAAUUUUCAAUCAUCGACAAUUUUUAUCACAUCUUGAAAUAGAUUUUGACUAAAAUGAAAAAUAAAAAAAGAAAAAAGAAAAUGUAUUAGAAAAGGAAAUUAGACCAAAAAAGACUGCGUAUAUGCGUAUAUUAUACAAUGAAAACAGUACACGUUUUGUUUUUUUUUUUUAUCAUUUUAUUUUAUUUUACGAUAAUAAAAAAAAAACGUGUUCGAAAUGUAGCAAUAGUGUAAGAAUAACAAAUUUUGAAUUUGUUUUUCCAAGAAGUUGAACGAUAGAUUUUUAAUCGAUUCCCUCUAAGGCAGCUUCCGUUUUUAAUCAUUACAUUACGAGGAAAUUAUAAUAGCGAUAUUGUAUAAGAGCGCAUUUGUAAUCGAUAUCGCACCUGUUUCUUGAUUUUUCCACUCUCGAACGAGAUAUUUAGCGGAUGUUCUGUGAAAUUCUACAUACGCGAAACCCGUGAAAUGUGUUUCGAUGGGAUAGAAGCGAGAACGUGGAUGAUGAAGUUAGGAAAAAAGGAAGACAAGGGAGGGAGAAAAUAGGGAAUGUGUGUACAAUAAAAGUGAGGGAGGAGUUUGUUCAGAGAUUAAAUAGAUUUAAAAUACUCCGUACCAUGACAUAUUGAAGCGAAUAUUGACAAGAAUAACGAUACUUGAUGUAUCGAGACGUAACGUGUAGGUACGUUGAUAAUGCACAGUCCAAAAUACGAGGUAUAUUAAAUGUGAAAUUGUAUAAAUAUAUAUACAGAAUGUAUCUGAAAUUUGUAUGAAAUCGUUGAAAAAGUAAUAAAGUGAUUGCUUCUUUUA